AUGGAUAACCAUGCACCAUGGGGGCAACCUUAUGAACAAGAAACAUACUCAACUUGGUAUCCAUGGGAUGAGAGAAUGACCAAUUAUCCUACAAACAACAUGCCAUCAAGCUCUUGGAAUCAACCAAUUUUUGGCACGAUUGAUGAUAUGUCAAUAUUUGAAAGUGGUUUGUAUCGGCAACAAUAUGAUUAUUAUGGUGACAAUAUGUAUAUGGGUGCUAAUAACUACUACGGAUUUGAACCGAAGCCAGAGAAACCAGUUGAUCCAAGGUUGUUGUCAUUGUUAAAAUUCUCUAGGGAGCUCUAUGUUCGAAGAAAGGAAUUAUGCAAGAAAAGCUUUCCGAAACUUCAUGAUGAAUUUGUAGAGUUUUCUGAGAAAUGUGGCGGUGUUGUGCCUCAAGUACAAAUACCUCAUCUUCAAGUGAAUAGAAGGAGAUCAACUCCAACCUUGCAAAGGAGUUUGAGCGUUGGCUCGCCAAGAACACCAUCUAAUAGAGGAGGAGAAUCGGAUUUGAGGCUUGACCGGUUUAGGAUACGUACUCUAAACGUAGACAGCGGUGGCGGUGGCGGUGGUGGUGGCGGCAGCAGCAGCAGCGGAAUUGGCAUUGUUGUUCAAGGUGGCCAAGGGGAUACUACCAAUCCCGGUGGCUCUAAGUCUAAGUAA
Molecule: messenger RNA, 663 nt
Organism: Quercus robur (English oak)
Lineage: Eukaryota; Viridiplantae; Streptophyta; Magnoliopsida; Fagales; Fagaceae
Exons: 1
Coding region: 1-663 (220 amino acids)
Source: RefSeq, a predicted model, not a curated record